GCCAAGCCAAGUCCGAGCCUGCUUGACGCCACGUCCCUCCCUCCUCUCCCUCCGAGCUGAAGCUGAAGCUAAGCUUCUUGGCAAUCGUGUCGAGCAGACGCUCAUGAUCCGCACGUCUGCGCCGCCGGCGACGUCGCCCGGAGGAGACGACCACGACGACUGGGAGAACGCGGCCGCUCGCAGCGUCAGCAACGCGGCGCCCGGCUCCAUCGCCAUUGCAGCUCGCCCGCAACCCGCCGGAGACGUGGACGGCGCCACGCGUGCCAUGCAGGGCCUGCGCAUCCUGCAGCCGCCGGCAGCGUCCGACGACGGUGGGAACUACCCGCAGCAGCAGCAGUUCAAUGGCAGCGCCCCCGUUGGCACCGCAACCGCCAGCGCACAUGGCCCACUGGACCCCGUGCUGGUUGCGGGGCUGGAGAACGCGCGCGAACGCAUGACGCUGCUCAAGUUCGAGGACCAGAUCGUGCGCUUCCUCAAGAACCCGCGAGAGCCGCACCUCAACUUCCCGCCCUUGUCCUCGUACCAUCGGCUGAUCGUGCAUCGCUUGGCGCAGCGCUGCGGGCUGGAGCACCAGACGGCGGACUACAAUCCGUACGAGAACAGCUCGGCGCGCGUCGUGACGCUAUUCAAGACCCCGCAGUCGGCGGUGCCGCGCGUGCUGCUGAUCGACUUGUCCGCGGACAGACAGACGCCCACGGUUACCCCUGCGUCUGCACCGAGGAUUAUGAUGCGGAAGCGCAGCGCGCCACGACCCGGCGCCAAUGGUGGACGCGGCAACGGCGCGGAUAAGGCCACGCCUUCCUUGCAGGACCGGGAGCGGGCGUACGCUGAGGCACGAGCACGGAUUUUUGGCGAAGACAAUGAUAACACUGCUACGGAAUCAGGGUCCUCUAUUUCUCCGGCGGGAAAUGACGGGAACGGAAGCACGGGAAUUAACAAUGCUAGGCAUGGAAGUCGGCAAGCCGCUGGACCCGAUGGCAGCAGAGGCUUUGGCCGAGGCCGAGGCGCUGCUUCUUCCGGUGGAAACGGCAGCGGAUCGCAAUCUAGGGACUCGCACUCACCGAAGGACCGAUCAGGCGAAGACGACGGUGCUAAUACUAACGAGUACUCGCGAUCGUCCCAACCGAGUGCCCCUAACGCAGCGAACUGGAAAGAAAGCAAAGUGUUGUGGCGCAACCGCGAGCAGGAGAUGAACGACCCAGACUUCACGCGCAACCACGACGCCUUCCGCCCUCGGUCCAGUGGCGGCGCAUCCAGUGGCAGCGGAAGCGGAGGCGAGUCGCCGUACCAUGGCAACCGCUAUGGUGGCGGGCGCUUUGGACAAAAUGACUACCAGUACGAUCGAUCCUACGACCGGUCCUACGGCUUCCAGCAGCCUGGUGGCGCGCCGCCUCCACCACCACCGCCAGUGCCCAUGGCUGGGCGCGCCCGCUAUCACGUUGGCGGACCCGAUUACAACAAUAGAGUAGACACCAACACGUACCAGAGGUCCCCACACCAGCAGUACCAGCCGCAGCAACAAUUCCAGCAACACCAGCUGAACUCGCCGCCGUCCAUGAUCAUGGGGCGUGGUGGGUACGGGUACCCUUCACCCCAAGGCCGUCCGUCGGCGCGGCAGGGGAACUGGGUGCCGCCGCGCGCCAACACUCGCGCAGUCGGCAGCGGCAGCGGUGGGUUCGUUGAGGACGACUUCCCACCGCUCGGCAAGUAA
Molecule: messenger RNA, 1711 nt
Organism: Phytophthora sojae
Lineage: Eukaryota; Oomycota; Peronosporomycetes; Peronosporales; Peronosporaceae
Exons: 1
Coding region: 104-1711 (535 amino acids)
Molecular function (GO): nucleic acid binding
Source: RefSeq, a predicted model, not a curated record